GCAGGCUGUCUGUGAGCUCAUUGGCAGCUCGGGAGACACAAGGGCAGCAGAGGGUUGCAGGCACUGUGGAGGAUUGAUGCAGACUUCCUUUCCAUUACAGCAAGCAAAUCAAAGGAGCUGAGCAGUUUUAUUACAACCAGGCUUCCUUGCUUGUCAGAUAAAACGCUAGCGCUGCGACCUCGCACCCUUCCAGAAACUUCUAAAGCUUGAACUCCAAGACAGCAAUGGCAGCCGCCCACCGCCUAGUGAUCGUGCGUCACGGGGAGAGCAGCUGGAACCAGGAGAACCGCUUCUGCGGCUGGUUCGACGCGGACCUCAGCGAGAAGGGCACGGAGGAAGCCAAGCGCGGUGCUAAGGCCUUGAAGGACGCAGGCUACCAGUUCGACGUGUGUUACACCUCCGUCCUGAAGAGGGCGAUACGCACACUCUGGGCCAUCCUGGAGGGCACCGACCAGAUGUGGCUGCCGGUGAUUCGCACCUGGAGGCUGAACGAGCGCCACUACGGGGGUCUGACCGGCCUCAACAAGGCAGAGACUGCGGCCAAGCAUGGGGAGGAGCAGGUCAAGAUCUGGAGGCGCUCCUUCGACAUCCCGCCUCCCCCCAUGGACAAGGAGCACGCCUAUUACCAGAGCAUCAGCAUGGAGAGGCGCUAUGCAGGGCUCAAGCCGGGUGAGCUGCCCACCUGUGAAAGCCUGAAGGACACGAUCGCCCGGGCGCUACCCUUCUGGAACGAGGAAAUCGCCCCGCAGAUCAAAGCGGGCAAGAGAGUGCUCAUCGCUGCCCACGGCAACAGCCUGCGAGGCAUCGUCAAGCACCUGGAGGGCAUGUCUGACGCUGCAAUCAUGGAGCUCAACCUGCCCACUGGCAUCCCCAUCGUGUACGAGCUGGACGCCAAUCUGAAGCCCAUCAAACCCAUGCAGUUCCUGGGAGACGAGGAGACAGUGCGCAAGGCGAUGGAGGCCGUGGCAGCACAGGGCAAGGUCAAGAAGUAGAAUGGAGGCUCAAACACAGAAACACACAGCAAC
Messenger RNA from Polyodon spathula (Mississippi paddlefish), 1025 nucleotides. RefSeq names its product phosphoglycerate mutase 2 (muscle) (gene pgam2). Gene Ontology annotation, molecular function: intramolecular phosphotransferase activity. Gene Ontology annotation, biological process: glycolytic process. Lineage: Eukaryota; Metazoa; Chordata; Actinopteri; Acipenseriformes; Polyodontidae. Bases 225 to 992 code for a protein of 255 amino acids. The transcript is spliced from 3 exons. The record is from RefSeq and is a predicted model, not a curated record.